This is a messenger RNA of Talaromyces atroroseus, 345 nucleotides long. RefSeq lists its product as hypothetical. The record is from RefSeq and is a predicted model, not a curated record. The transcript has 3 exons. The coding region runs from base 1 to 345 and encodes 114 amino acids. Lineage: Eukaryota; Fungi; Ascomycota; Eurotiomycetes; Eurotiales; Trichocomaceae.
AUGUCAUACCAACCCAGAUCAACUCUCCAAUUCCGGAAUAACGUGCACGAACGUGCGCGCCAGGGCCAGUCGCUCUCAAACGAAGAAAUCGAACAAAUCACCCGUGAGACGGUUGAAUUGGCCGGCGCGGAUCCCAGUAGCGUCUCGACUCAAUCGCAAAAUCCAAUGCAUGCUCAAUGGGCUGCCUCUGCGGAUAGGGUGCUACACAAGCCGGCAAAUCGGAUUAGUCAAGCGGAUGCUAAAGAGCUGCAUAAUGUCGAGAUGAGAGCUUUCGAGAAUUUGCCGGCACAGGGUUCGGUGGCGAGUCAUGUGCAGAGCCAGGCGGAUCAGAAUGACCGUGUUUGA